Molecule: messenger RNA, 444 nt
Organism: Helobdella robusta
Lineage: Eukaryota; Metazoa; Annelida; Clitellata; Rhynchobdellida; Glossiphoniidae
Exons: 4
Coding region: 1-444 (147 amino acids)
Source: RefSeq, a predicted model, not a curated record
AUGACCUCAAACAACACGAGAAAUUCGCUGAUGGGCUACACGAAAAAGUUUGAAUCGAAAUUCGUCCACACACACGAAAAUGUGACCUCUGACUACACCUGCCUGCUCAUAUGCCUGCAUUUUCAACUAGUGUCCAAGUGUAAAGACCCAGAGAUCAUUGGCACGAUUUUUGAUGAGAUCGCCAAACAGUGCAGUUGUGCUCCAGGCUGGAAAGGAAUUCUCUGCUCAGAAAGAGAUUGGAUUGUUGAUGUUGAUUGCAAAAAAGAUUGCAGCGUUAACCAAGGCGGGUGCGGCCCUAAGCAAGUAUGCCUGGUGUCAUUAAUCAACAAAAAGCCCUGGACAGAAUGUGCUUGCAUACCUGGCUACCUAAGGGUUGACUAUUAUACAUGUAAAGGUCAUACAUACGCACACAGACUUAUCGGACAAUCUAAUUACACAAAAUAG